AUGCCUGUUGUUGGUAUUGCCUAUUUACCGCAUGGAGCAAUGAUAUUAGAUCCAGAUCGGCAAGAUGUUCCAAAAGGCGCGGAAUCACUUCAUUCGACAUGUAUGCAAAUAAGUGAACAAAUUGCGUCUUUAAAUCCUGAUCUUCUUUUAUUGUCCACUCCUCAUGGUUUGAAUCUACAUCAGGCACUAAAUAUUUAUCAACCUGGAGUAUUUGGUUGUAAAGCAGCAGGUAAUGCUGAGUGGAAUAAUAAAUGGCAAGAAUAUUCUGUCGAAGUAGACUUAGAUGCAGAAAACAGUUUGGAUUUAUAUUUUCAUCUACGAAAAGAAAAACGGGUAAAACCAGAUCAGUUACCAAGUAUUGAAGGAAUGUUAGCCUUUGGCGGCUUAAGUAUAAGUUUGAGAUGGGGAGAGGUAAUUCCAUUAUAUUUUGCUCUUCAUCACUUAGCAGUAAAAGAAAAACAACAACCAAUAAAACCAUAUCUACAUCAUGUCUCAACAAAACAUGGGCCAAAAGUGGUGAUUAUAGCACAACCCAAGUUAGGAUUGACAACCGAUGAUCAGAAGUUUUAUCGACAACAACAAAAAACGUUAUUACUUCAAUUAGGUCAAUCUAUUCGCUCGUGGUGUGAUUCUUCUACUCGUCGUAUAGUUGUAAUAAUUAGUGGUGAUCAAUCACAUACUCAUCCUUGGUCAUCAGAUUCACAACUGUUACCAAUUAUUUAUCAACCUGACCCAUCGGCACACUCCAUUUCUCCAAUGGAAGGAAAUGAAUAUGCUCAAUCAUUUGAUCAAACUAUUAAUGACUGGAUUACGGGAAAUAAUUCGAGUGAAUUAUACAGUUUAGAUGCUAGUUUGUUAGUAGAACAAGCUGGAGAAAAAGAGCACCUUGCAAGAAGUUGUGGCUACACUGGUUCAUUGAUGAUGCAAGGUCUAAUGCGUAAUGAUACUAUCCAAUCUAUCCGAUCUAAUUUCAAAUCGUCAUCUGCUAAAUGGUUGUUAACUGAUUUUUGUUCUUGUCAUCCAACAUAUUACGGAAUGAUGGCUGCAUUUUACUUAAGAAAUAAUUCAUAA
Molecule: messenger RNA, 1071 nt
Organism: Didymodactylos carnosus
Lineage: Eukaryota; Metazoa; Rotifera; Eurotatoria; Philodinida; Philodinidae
Source: the annotation of a GenBank genome assembly